AAGCACUUCAAAUGUGGCUCAUGGAAUUACAUUGCGACAUAACGUGACUUUAUAGAUUUAGAGCAUCGGCCGUGCAUUUGAGUGGAGUUUUGUCAGGUGACACAGUGUAGUUCUGUGGAAAAAAUUCUGAAGUAAAAAUAAAUUUAAUUAUUGAUUUGUAAUCGCGCAUAUUUUUUAGAAGAAAGGUAUAUACUUCUUUAUGUUCUUAAAUAUUUAGAAAUCUCAUCUAAUAUAAAUUAAUCUGAUUAAUAUAGUUGAGAUUGAACAGAGAGCAAUGUUAAUAUAGUCGCAACAAUUUACAUUCUAGGGCAAAAUGUAUUUAACAUUAAUAAUGAUGGCCCUUUGCACAUCAUAUUCCUAUGCAGAAAAUAAUAGUACUGCUACAGAUAUUAAAUCAUCCUUAAACAUAAAAGAACAGCCAAUUGGUUGCGUCUGCGCCGUAUUUUUAAGUGGACAAUUUAAGAAAGGUAGUAAGGAACAACCUAAAGGAUAUCCUGCACUUCUCCACGAAUAUCCUGAACCACUUCCAUGUAACACAAUUGGGAACAAACUUUGUGUCAACAAAUGUCUCGACGCUAUAGUGAAACAUUUACCAAACAGUUCUGGAAUACUUUGUGCUUCUAUAGACCGUGAUUGUCAUAAAGAAAGGGCUUAUCUUUUCUUCAAGAAUUGCAAAGACGAAUGGACAAAUACGAAUCUGUCAGCUGGUAGAGAGUAUUGCUGCAAAAAUGGCCUGCCAUACAAAUGUUGACUGAAGUGUAUCCGUAGAAUAUUUUUAUACCACGAUUGUAGUUUGUAAUUCUGUUUCAUUUUCUAGUAAAUAUAUAGACAACG
Molecule: messenger RNA, 834 nt
Organism: Monomorium pharaonis (pharaoh ant)
Lineage: Eukaryota; Metazoa; Arthropoda; Insecta; Hymenoptera; Formicidae
Gene: Fcp3C
Product: follicle cell protein 3C-1
Exons: 3
Coding region: 314-751 (145 amino acids)
Source: RefSeq, a predicted model, not a curated record